AUGCCUACCCUGGUGGUUCUCGAGGCCUCCCUUCAUCUAGAACCUUCCUGGAAAAAGCAUCACCAAUAUUCAAAUUCUUCGCAGCAUGGAUAUCGGGUUCGGUGCAAAGGAUACACAAACAUUGUGGACGGUCUAUUAUGUUUCUACCUCGGCAACCAUUCUUGCUUAUACAAUGUUACCACCCGCGAGAUGGUUCAACUUCCUGACUCGACCCGGCACCAUGAUAAUUGUAAACAAGAUACAUCCUUAAACCGAUACCAUUUUGGUUUCGAUCCGGUCAACAAACGCUACAAGUUGCUGAGAACGUUAUGCCCUAAUCAUGCGGAGAUUCUAACCAUCAGGGAAGAUUCUUCGUGGAGAAGUAUCGUUACUUCCCAUCCACUGAUUGACAAGAUAACUGCUAGAAGUGUUUGCUUAGGUGGAGAUCGUUGCUGGAUGGAUGGAUUUGGUCGUCGAAUUGAGGCUUUUCAUCUUGCUGAGGAGAAGUUUAUUCUCAUUCCGAUCCUUUGGAUCAUAACGACGGUAUAUUUACAAGGGGGUCAUUUUUCCCUAGAUGGAGGGAUUUGGAUUGAUGAUAUAGUGGAGGUUAGGAAAUAUCUUGGUAGCUUAUUUUAUGCUAGGGCUUUGGGUGCACUUCCAAAUGGGAAGAUGUUACUAUGUGAUUUUUGGAAGCUUUAUCCUCCUUCCCUUUAUUUUUUCGAUCUAUCCACGAGAAAGUUGGAACAGACGGAUCUCAAACAAACUUGGGAACUACUUGAGCGGUGUGGUUGCAGAGAUAAAAAGCUAAUGUUUGAUAACUGGUUUUAUUUCAAGGAGAAUAUCGUCUCGCUCGGCCGUUUGACAUCUAGCAAUGUCAUCAACAUGAUGACUGUUGAUGAAUGA
Messenger RNA from Oldenlandia corymbosa var. corymbosa, 882 nucleotides. The record is from the annotation of a GenBank genome assembly. NCBI's taxonomy places the organism in Eukaryota, Viridiplantae, Streptophyta, Magnoliopsida, Gentianales, Rubiaceae.